Molecule: messenger RNA, 1196 nt
Organism: Rotaria sordida
Lineage: Eukaryota; Metazoa; Rotifera; Eurotatoria; Philodinida; Philodinidae
Source: the annotation of a GenBank genome assembly
UUUUUUUGUAGACAUGGUCAGGUAAAUUUUCUGAUGUAGCUCUUACUGAUCAAAGUCGAUCAAUAUUUGCUACUUCAUGUGUUGAAUUUGUUAAGAAAUAUGGUUUUGAUGGUGUUGAUUUAGAUUGGGAAUAUCCUGUUUCUGGUGGUUUACCAGGUAAUAGUCGUCGUCCAGAAGAUAAACAAAAUUAUGUUCUUUUAUUAAAAGAACUUCGUAAUAAACUUAAUACCAUAUCUGAUAAGAAAUAUUUAUUAACUGUAGCAAGUGGAGCAGGUACUGAACGUAUUGCUGAUAUGGAUUUAUCUGGUAUGUCUGUAUAUGUUGAUUGGUUCAAUGUUAUGACUUAUGAUUUUCAUGGUGGUUGGGAAGCAAAAACAGGUCAUAAUGCUCCAUUAUAUAAAAAUAAUGAUGAAACAACAAGUGAUGUUGCUCCAUCAUUUAUUAAAUCAAAAUAUAAUUGUGAUGCAGCAAUUAAAGCUUAUAUUACAGGUGGAGCACCUUCUACAAAAAUUCUUAUGGGUUUAUCAUUAUAUGGACGUGGUUGGCAAGGAGUAACAAACACAGCUCUUAAUGGAUUUUCUCAAAUAGCAUCAAGUCAACUUCCAACUGGUACUUGGGAAAAUGGUAUUUAUGAUUAUGAUCAUUUGAAAAAAUCUUUUAUUUCAUCAAAUAAACGUUAUUGGGAUGAUCAAUCAAAAGUACCUUUUCUUUUUAAUCCAUCAACUGGUCUUUGGAUUACUUAUGAUGAUGUUGAAUCAAUUAAUAUUAAAAAUAAUUAUAUUAAACAAAGUAAUUUAGCUGGUGCUUUUUUCUGGGAAUUAAGUGGUGAUCGACAAGCUGAAUUAAUUAGUGCAACAUUUAAUUCAUUAAAUAAUGGUGUUCAACCAUCACUAACAACUAGUGCAUCAUCAACUAUAAUAACAAAUAAACCAUCAUCAACUGUAACAACAAAUAAACCAUCAUCAACUAUAAUAACAAAUAAACUAUCAUCAACUAAUCCUUCUGUUACUAAAAAUGUUAUGACAACAAGUGGAUCAUCUAAUCAAGGCAAUACUUCAAAAUGGGAAGCUUAUCAUUCAUAUUUGGUUAAUGAUCAAGUAACAUAUAAAGGAAUAAGAUAUCAAUGUAGACAAGCUCAUACAUCAUUACCAGAUUGGAUGCCACCUGUUGUACCAGCACUUUGGUUACAGAUCUAA